Messenger RNA from Xyrichtys novacula (pearly razorfish), 11292 nucleotides. Lineage: Eukaryota; Metazoa; Chordata; Actinopteri; Labriformes; Labridae. The record is from the annotation of a GenBank genome assembly.
AUGCCAUGUGUUAGGGCGCUGAGGCAUUGGGAGGUCAGGCCCACGUCCACUCUGCAGGGGAUCAGACGCACCAGGGCCCUGAUGUGGCAGCAGAUGCGUGGACUGGCCCGGGCCUGCAGACACAGUGUGGGGUACAGGGUGAACUACAAUGACUCCGUCCAAGAGGAGCAGGAAAUGGUGUGCCUUGAGGUAUGGCCAAAAACUUCUUAUUUUCCAAUCUGCACCUCUGUGAUAAAAAGAUAACAUCCUCAUUACCAUACUGUAAUACUUGAUGACGCAAAAACAAUAAAAGUCACCAAACUAUAAAGUAAAAGAGGCAAAAAGUUCACUUUGUAGUACCCUGGGGACGUAUUUAAGAAACUUUCUGAGCGAAGUGAUAUUUUUUGCUGAUGCUCUAGAAUGAAGCCAUGAAUUAAAAACAAAACAAGUGAGUUUCAGAAAAUGCUAAAUAAAGGAGCCUGAUUUACUAUCUGAGGCGCAGUAGCAGUAUACUAAUACACAUCUGUGAAACUCUCCUUGGUUUUUAUCAUCAACUGUGUGCAUUAAAUGAGGCAUCCAUCAUGUUUGUGUUUGUUAUAUAAUUAAAACUAGAUUACUCCUCUUCAGGCAGCAGCUUCUUUCUACUUCCUCAAACUUCUAUUCAGGGAAGUACUACCUGUCUGAAUGAGGCUUAAGAAGAUUAAGAGAACAUGGUUUGUCUUUAAAUAGUGCGAUGCCAGUGAUUGAGAUUCUAAAUACAGUUUUGCAGACAGUUUUGCAGACAGAUAUGAUACGUGAUUAACAUCCCAAUGCAAAGCUGAAUGGUAAACAAUGGUUUGAGGGAGACGUGAAUACGCUCAGUCUAAAAAUAGGCUGGGAUUUUGCUCAGAGUUUGGCAGCAGAAUUAUUCUGAGAAUUAGAUAAAUAAAGACUUCCAAUAGCUGUCUCUACUUUGUUACUAUCUCCAGCGUGAGAGGCGACUGAAAGAGUCAUCAGUAAACAGAGAGACUGUUUUGAGAAGUGAGAUUGAGGACAGAGGAGGACAUAAACAUGACACAAAUGUUUGUUUACCAGCUGUCCACAAGCAGGGAUGAGAAUCUUGUUUCACUCUUCUGCAUUCAAACAUAGGACUUCAUAGAAAUAACAGUAAAUACUGUAAAUCACAACUAGCAACACAAACAUGAAAUGACUAUCACCUCAAUUUAGCAUCACGUCCUGUUAGCAGAGUUAAGACUUAGAUGAAAAGUUAAAAAUUAAAGAUAGCAGAUAACUAUCUUUUUAAUUCCAAACUUUUUUCAGCAAAAUCUGAUGUUAAAAAUCAAACACAAUGCAAUUCAACAGCAAAGUGGUCUGAGAUUCAGGUGUAUUAUGCUAGUAGCAGCUAAUAUAGCAUCACUCAGUUGGCCUCAAGCAGAGAUUAGAGGUGAGCUCUUGAGGUCAUCUGAGGUAAACUGCUUUUAACUUCACAACUUCUUUUUUUUCAAGUUUUUAUCAACAACUUUGGUAACAUCACAUGAAGGAUUUGUCAGACUUUGUGCACCCCCCUUUUGAGCUUAAACAUCUUUGUUGAAGUGUUUUAAAGCUCCUUUGAGAAACUUUUGUAGAGCAGUCUUUAUGCAGUCCUCUUUCUUCAUAGGGUCUUUUCAUAAAAACCUGCUUACUUAAACAGUCAAAUGUAUCAUUUAUUGUUCAUUUUUGAUGAGUAAAAUAUAAAAACUGUUUUUUUUUCUUCAGCUGCUAUAAAGACACCUACCCCCUGACACUGGUUUGAGGCAUUAAAAAUUGCAGAAUAAAAAUAGAUAAAUAUGUCUCUAAUGAGCAUGUUUGCUUUUGUAGGCAUCCAAAUAAAUUUCAGCUUAUUUCAUUAAUGUAAAAAAACUCCUUACUGGAGCUUUAACAUAAAUAGGACUCCAGUUGAAACUUAAAUUUGUAAAAUUUGUUGAGUUCCCUUUGAAACAGAGAAAAAAGUCAGUUGUAUUUGUUGUGGUAUUUGUAUGAUUUUCAGAUGAGAAAGACUAUAACAUGAUAUUUUUCAUUUACUUAAAUUUGAGGCUGAAACUCUUGCAGAAUUUUUCAAUAUUAUAUUUCAUGGCAAAGUAUACACAGGUAAUAAAUCACACUAACAACUGGUGGUCUAAAAUUAGUUUGUCCAGUAAGAGAAAAGGAGGUGCUGUGCAACUACUAGAAGGACCUGAGUACCUUUCAUCAUCAUGGCACAAAUACUGAUUCGCUGUCUGAGCCUUUGGUACACUUUCAGGACAUAAAGCCCCUGUAAGUGUAAUGAAAACACCUUUCUGUUCUUGAAAACAUCCUUCUGUAUAUAAGGUUUAAAUUGUUGGUAUCCUAUAGACUAAGCAAAGAGAAUGCAAUUAAAAGAGGUCUCACCCUAAAACAUUUAUAAUCUUUUAUACAUUAUUGUAAGAGAUGAGAUUGUCCCGACGGUCCAACAGUCUCUUGUGUCAUACUUAAUUCAUAUAUGCAUUCAUAUGAGGCUCUGCCAUUGCAUCAUAAGGCCUUUCUAGUUGUUAUCUAAUACGCAGUGUGAUCCAGACAUUGGUUGAGAGAUAACUGCCAUGGCGAUGUAAAGUGCAUGCCUCUUAACCCUUAAUUUCAAAGUAAUUGUCAGCGGUGCAAAGAGACCCCGAGGUUCACUUCCACUUAAUUACCAUCGAUAGUCUGGGGAGCACAUUUUGAAAGGAGAACUGUCUUGUCAGGUGUGUUCGUGUAAUUUUAAGGAUGCUCAGAGAUAUGAUUUGAAAUAAUUAUAAUCAGAGUCUACGUCCUGGUUCGGUGACCCUUAGGGCAGUUUGGAAGGUUCAGCAAGUUUCUUCUCGUUGAAUAGAAACUAUCAGGAAAUGUGGGAAUGUACAAAAGGAAAAACAAAGACUCAUAACAAAGACCUUUGAAAAUGUCAUUUUACUCCAUUGAUAAUAGUGAUGCAGACUGUCAUCUGCCCUCUGCACAACCUUGGCCUCAUCUUGCACUGUGCCAUCUAUGGGUUGUUUGUAUCAUCCUGCAUAUUUGCACACAUCUAUUCAAGUUUGAGUGGUUUAACUUUCAAUAAUAAGUUCAUCUACAUUCUAUUUACAGGGAAAUUGCACUGGGUACAUUAGAUCUGGUACAUUUUUCUAUGAAUUAGUGUCCUUAUUCUUCUAUGAGCUUAUUUGAACAGGAACAGCGAUGGUACUGUUUGCUGUCAGUGUUGUCAUCCUGUUUCAACACCUAUUCUGCAGAUUCAACUUUCAUUUUGUGGGACAAGAACAAAAAAUGUCAAAGUCGACUUAAAGAGUCAUUUACAAAAGGGAUGUUUGGAAAAAAAAAAGACGUAAAACAGAUAGAGAGUUCAAAGAAAGAGAAAGAUUAUUUAAAGCAAUUACCAACAAAAUAAGCAGAAGAUCAAAUCAAACAGGAGGAAUCUGAUUAUUUCUGCCAUGGCUGAACUUUUAUCCUCCCCUUCAAAAUGCUCACAGAGGCUGUGCGUGAUCUGUGUAGGUGUUAAGUCGGUAACACACUUCCUCUCUACAUACGCCUAUCAGCAUGUUGAGCUACUGUGAUUGAAUCUACAGUUAAUUCAAUCUUCCUCAGAGCUUCACAAUGCUUUCAGUCCCCUUUAAUCAUACAUUGCAAAGACUUUAUUUAAGUCACCCAGGUUUGGCCUCCUCCUCACUAUAACCUUGUGUGUGUACACUCCCUCCUCCUCGUGGCUUUGUGCCCUCACAGGGAAAAGUCUGUGUGUAUGCAAUUGUCGAAUUACAACAGUAAAGAGUAUCAUUUGUUGCUUUCUGGCAUGCGUGUGUUUGUAUCAAUCUUACAUGGCUAUUUGUGGGCUGUGUGUUGCAUAACAUGAACACAGGGGAAGGUGUUAAAUGAAGUGUUGUAGAGGAAAGUCACAUGAUCACAUCUCUGGAGGGGGAUAAAGAUGCGUGGAUGCUCGGGGCAAGCCCCCAGUUCAGCACAGAGAGAAAGUAAUUCAUCUGGACGUAGCUGAGCACAAAUCCUUUCCUUUCCCCUUGUUUUGACAAGAUAACAGCACAGAGAAACGCUCACCCAUAUCAUAGAUCAGAGGAAGGUCUGUGUGUGGACACUGAGAGCUGUUCUCGAGUCUUACAGGCGUUUUUAGUUUGCUUCUUUAAACAGCGUAGGAGGAGUAAGAUUAGUUUCAAGGCACAUCCUGAAUAACUCUUUGCCAUAGUCACAUGUACAAAUUUGGUGAAUCAUUAGAUAAUAUACAUUAUAGUGUAGCAGAUGUCUGCUGAAUAGGGUGAGCGCCAUCUGGUGUUUGAACAAAGGAAAAUAUGAUGUGUAUGUUGAAGCAAAGUAAGGCUGAAAGAAGACUGAAGUUAAAGGUUUGAUUAAAAUGGAUAUUCCACUUUCUCUGGCUUAGUUUUACAGCAAACAGUCACAGAAUUAUGUCACAGAAUUAUGUCAGAGAUUAGAGAUCCUGUUGUGGAGAUUAUAUCUUCAAACAUGGGCAUAACAUAAGAAAUUUAGAAGAGCACAAAGGCUUUGUAGGUGAGCAGAUGCUUUACUGCCAUUUGCAUGGAGAACACCAUGAUAGUGUGGAGUUAAAGCUACCUUUAGAUGGCAGUGUUGUCAUCUGCUUUAACACAGGUUACAGGUCUUUACUGUAGAUUACAGAGCACAUAAAGGGACUCACAAAGCACUUUAUAAGGGAAAUGAAAUGAUAAACUACUGCAAUGUGCCAAAAUGUAAUCUAUGUGGUUAUUAUGAAAGAUUAUGAUUUGAUUUAAUGUUCUUAAAGCUGCAUUGAUUAAACUGAUGUUUGACUGUAGGGCUGAGAGAGAAUUGAUUUCAAACUUUUUCAACCUUAUCUUAAUUCUGAUUUAUUUCUUUACUUGCACUGAUUGAAAAAUUGGUUGACAUAAACUUCUGUAAAAAUAAUCAGCACAUAAACCAAUACAUCCAGCAAUCUUUGGCAUAAAUAAUUGAUGGAAUAGAGACACUACAGAUCAUCAUUGUUGCAUGAAGAAAAAACAAAGAUGUAAUGUGGCACUGCAGCUACAAAUCUCUCCGAUCCCUAAGCUGCCUCUGAAAACUCAGAAAUAAAGCUAAGCUUAUACAUGAAUACAAAAAUCAGCAGUCUGGAGGAUCCAAGGCUCGUUAUGCAUGACUUUAGGAACAUGCAAACAGGAUACGAGGGCACAUUUGUGUGACAAGCAGAUUAAAACUCACUCAUAGUGCAGAAAUGUAAGGCUCAGAUUUACAAAUGACUCGACGCUGUCAGUGAAAGUCAUGCUAUCCUUCAGUCAGAUUCAAUGGAAAUACCGAUCGCUCCCCUCUUUCAGCUUGUGGCUGUUUCAGCACCAUGGACAGCAAUUGCAUGCAAACCAUUACUGGGGCAAAGAGAAAAAACUACAUAUGUAACUAGAUUUUCCCUCAGAGUCUGAAAUUCAACAGGAGCUCGGUUGUCUGCCUGAUGUGUUACUGUUUUGGCGUCAUUUUUAGCCCCUCUUUCUCCUCUUUUUAAACUGACUUCAUGCAGCCUUGUUUAGUAGUCAUUCCACGAGAAUAAAUCAAAUUGGACCUAGACAUUUUCACAUUUUUGACCAUAAUGUAUUAUUUGGAUAUCCCACAGCAUUAAGGACAUCUUUAAAUUUCAGAAAAACAUAUUUUCCCAUCUCAGGCAUUAGUUUUAUAUUAUAAUAUGUCAUUAUUUUGAGAUGUGGUCACUGGUUUUCUUCAACACCGUUACGGACAAUACGUAAGCUCUCUGAAUAUGAUAAAAAAAUAUAUAUUUUCAAAGAAUGUAAUAUAUUUAUAUCAGUCAGGUGUCCCCCACACUAUUUUAACAAUUUUAAAUACAAAAAUGACAGUCAACAAACAUUAGAUUAUCUCUCACAGUUAAUUUAAUGUUGAAAAAAAUACAAUUGGGCUCAUAUCUUUCAAGAUUUUUGGACUCCAUUGUUUUCAGAAUUGGACAAUUUCUUCAGGAGGGACCGAUGACUAUUUGUGGUUUAUUAGGUGUCUAUUUGUAUGUGCAUGUAUAUGGAUAUGUUCACAUGUGUGGCCUAUAUUGUAUGUUUGCACAUUUGGAUACAGUUCUUUGAUGUUAUUGUUGCUGCCUUUUUCUUUUUUAUUUAUUUAUUUGUUUGUUGGCCUACUUUUCUUUUUUUUUCUCUUUGUAAUGUGCUCGUCUGAUUCUGUGCUCUUUAUUUGUUGGUAUAUAGAUAUGUUUAUUUAUUUUAUCCAUCCAUUUUCUACUGCUCCCGUUAAGGGUCGCUGGGGGGGCUGGAGCCUAUCCCAGCAUCUUCGGGCGACACCCUGGACAAGUCGCCAGUUCAUCGCAGGGCUGACAUACAAAGAUGAACAACCACAUUCACACGUAGGGGCAAUCUGAAAGUGGCCAAAUAACCUAACCCGAAGUAAACCCACGCAGACACAGGGAGAACCAUAGACUGUAUAUAGAAUGGACAGCGUCUGCCUCCUCGCUGGAUGAGGCCACUCUGAGAACGGCACCCUCUGGUGACGGGCUGCAGUAAAGGUCAUAAAUCCCGCCUCCGCCAGCAAAGCUUAUGGGACUGUGGGCAAACUUUAGAAAUUUAUUACACAGAACAUACAUUUUUCUCUCCCCUGCUUGCGAUGUUGACAUGUAGUUAUUGUAAGACUGGUUUGUGCUCAAGUCCUCUUUUUUCUGUGCAGCUCUGUUUUUUUAAAAGUUAUUAGGGGGGUUCAUGUUUUCUUUGAUUGACACCUGAUACAGCCUAUGAGCGUUCUUGGAUUGCGUAGCUCACCCGGGGGGAUACAAUGUUUGAGCCGAGCGUCAUCACAGCGACUCUCGGCAACUCUCCCGCCAAAUGCGCACAACGCUACUGCGCAGCGCUGAUUUCAGGAAAUGAAGAAAAAUCCCGGAAAUACCGAGAGCUUUUUGGCUUCAAAUCCGUACACAGGCAGGAGGUUGUCCAAGUUGUCCAUAGUAUAUACAGUCUAUAGGGAGAGCAUGCAAACUCCACACAAAAACGCCCUGAGCUGGAUUCAAACCCAGGACCUUCUUGCUGUGAAGCAACGGUGCUAACCACUACACCACUGUGCCACCCUAUUUAUUUUGUUUUGUUUUGUUUUUCUUUGUCUCUCUGUUCUGUCCCUAGAGAGUGAUGGGGAGGGUUGGGAGGGAGAAAACAUUAUUUUUUUUUUGGUUGUUAUAUCAAUAUGAAAUAAAAAAAAGAAAAAAAUUCAUUCUUAUUUUUACACAGUAUUAAGAAAGACAUUUUAAUGUACAUGUAAAGCUGAUUAAAUAUAAAUUCUGGUGACCUAUUAGAUUAAAUACAUCUUAAAAAGUGAGAGGGACUCAUUUUUUGCUAUUUCCAUGACAUGACUCUUGGCUUGGCCGUCCAGUUUAAGGGUCUCUCACAUACUAAGGCACAGGUUAAAGGACCUGCACUGUCAACCUGUGCCUCACUGACUGCCGGGCUUUACGCUCAUCACUGGGCUACUACGAGUUGAGAGAGAAGACGCAUGCGUACUGACUUGAAGCAGCCGGUCGGGGGGAAAAAAGCCUUAUGUGCCAUCGGAUGUAAUCAAGGCAAAGAAUUACCUCUUCUCGCUGUGCAUACAUGGUGAAAUUGUAAGUACUGGUAGCAAACAGAUGUAUCAUUGCACGGACAGUUUCUGAUCGGAGCGUUUGACGGCGUUUCCAAGCGUUUUUAAAUGGGCAUGUCACUAUCUGCGCUGUAUAGUGGGCUUUUAACAGAUCUAGGCAGUGUCUUUUCGGUGGUUGUCCAGGGCGAUGAAGCUCUUACGGUUCUUCAUGGUGGCACUUUCCAUUGAUGUGAUGUACGAGCUGCUAAAUGUCAUGUUUUUUUCUCUGCCGUUCACAUAUUGAGAAGCCAUUGAAUCCCAAAGUGUCGAUGACAUUUUCUGCUACAGUGAGGUUGUUGGAAGAAUGGUGGUUUUUAUUUGGUGUUAUCGUGGUUUCUCCUUUUGAAUGAAUACGACCAUCCCCACCCCCCAUUUCAUCGUCUAUAGCUGUUGAGUCAAGCCAUAGCGUACUGCAAUUGUGUCAGCUUUUGAAGCACCCGACACCCAACGCGUAAAAUAUGCCAUUUGGCAAGACGCACGAGAUGUGCAGCUCGGGAUCAGUGUGAAAAACCCGCGCGCGGAUCCAUUUUAGAAAUGACCAAAUGGGAUUGUAUUCAGUGAAAGGCUGUGAUAGAUAGAGCGAUGCUGCGGUUAUAGAUUUGCAAGCUGCGCCUUCGGGCCCCCCUCCCCUCCCCUCCCCUUCCAUGGACCAAAUCUCCUGACAUUCCCCCCCCCCCCUUUUUUUUUGUAAAGCAUCGUUUCUAGUGUCAGGUGUAGUAGCUGGAUGAUGCUCUGUUACAUAAAUGAUCUGACAGGAUUUGUCAGUGUCUGACCCGGUGAUGACACAUUUGUUAAAUACAGGCAAGAAGUCAGUCUGUGAGUGGAGCCUGUCGGUUGUCCAUUCAGGCCUAUAAAGCUUAAUGGGCACCUCAGGAAUAAAAAUCCUAAUAUAUGUGUAUUAUUCUCAGGGGGAUGUAAUUUACUGCCUACAGACUCCCUGCCUGAGUGAUCAAUGCAUAUCCUUAAAUGCACCUCAGUCUGCACUAAUGUUAAAUUGUAAGUUUUAGAUAAGGCACACUGAGCCCAUAGUCAACCAUCUGUCUCUUUCACACAUGCAGUUAGAGUGUAAGAAGGAACAUGCAGCAAGUUGUAAAUAGAGGGUCUGAUAUGUGCUUUGGAGGGUGCAUAUUUAAAUGCAAGGGGAAAUUUAAUAAGCAAAUUAUUUUUCCACACUUUGCACGAAAAAGAGGAAACAGCAUUCCUUUGCUGCAUGACCUCUGAGCAUGCCAGCACAUGCUCAGACCAGACAGCACCAGCACACACAACCAAUACAUACAGCAACUUGUGCGUGGAAAAUUAAAAAUAUCUAAUUCAUAGUUACCAUGGUGAGAGUGAUCAAAGUCCGAGUAAAAAAAAAUGGAUGCACUGUCCAGAUUUCACACAACAGGACAUCAUGUGAAGCCUCUUUCUGUAUCAGUGACAUGCUUGGAAGAAAAUUCUUAGCUCACCACUGUUCCUGACAUCUUAACACUCACCUCAGUUCCUCUCCUCUCUGCUCCGUCUGCAGCCCAUGGGAUCAGAGCGGAUGGAGAUGCGAAAGAGGCAGAUGUCGGUGCAGCAGGAGUCGGCAGCGGGGGGAACUGCACCGGCCCAGCAGGGCCAGCCGGGCCAGGCCAAUCCACGGGGCUCAAACGCGUGUUGCUUCUGCUGGUGCUGCUGCUGUAGCUGUUCCUGGUAGGUCUUCUCCCCAGCUGAGAAGUCACUCGUUGUGGCCCAGCAUGGCAGACAUUACUGCACACAGGCUAGCACAGCCUGAGCUACUGAGUCUCAGCAGCAGGCUUCAGCUACUGUGUUAUGUUGGUUGAUGCUUUUUGCUCGUGGUAUUUGGACCUGUAGCAGUCGUGUUACAGUUUAAAAAAUGCCUUAUAAUUGAUAUGUUUCUGCUGCUAAUUCAAGAGAUGUGAGUGUUUGAAAUAUCAGAGAUUAUUGUGGAUUAAUCAAGCAAGAAGCCAAAUGGUCUGCCCAGGAAACUGAACUCUUUCAAUAUUUGACAAUCUCAAAAAAAUGGCUACGCUUUUCUCUUGUACUCUGUAAAACCGGAGGACCUUAUAAAUUUCUUUAAGAUAUGUUUGUAGUUGGUAUUUCUCUACCUGAACUUUAUCAUGAGAACUACUGAUAUCUGACUCAUCAUUUAGGCAUUGAAAUGUCAGAAAAGUUUGUAAAAUGUUCAUUGGACUUUCUGAUACUCAAGGUGGCAUCCUAAAGGGGCAUAUUUGUCACACCUAUGGUCUUAAAUCUUAAGAUAAAUCAAGUAGAAAACUUCGAAUGCCAGAAAUAUUUGGAUUUGAGAACUUGGGACCUGAAAAAUAUUGUCAGUUUUGUAUAAAAUUGAUGUGAAAAUAUGUGACGGUUACUUAAACAUCAUUCAAGUAAAUAAUAACCAUGACGGCUUGAAUACAAACAGUAAAAGUUACUUGCUUUACAAAACGUUUCUUUGUGGCGUGUAGAAAAUGUUACAUUUAAAACAAUAGAAAAAAUAUUAUCAUGUUAUUAUGGUUAAAUGUUAAUGUUAAUGUGUUUUUGCAAUUCAUCGUCGGUUUUGUUCCUGCGUGCUGCAACUUUCAGGAAUGAAGAACGGGAUGACAGGAAUCGAAAAGCUUCCUACGACGUCAAAGAGGGGACCGCAGACUGUGAAGACUGGUAUGUCGAUUUCUCCUACCUAUCAUAUUUGUGGAGAUAAAAUACUGGAUUUCCUCACACUCAUGUUGUCCUCCCGUCCUGCUAGUCCUAAACCCACGUUGGAGGAGGUCCGCUCAUGGGGGCAGUCGUUCGACAAGCUGAUGUGCUGCCCGGCAGGGAGGAACUCUUUCCGACAGUUUCUCCGCACUGAGUUCAGCGAGGAGAAUAUGCUCUUCUGGUUAGCCUGUGAGGAAUUCAGCAAAGAGGCCAAUAAGACAGCGAUAGAGGAGAAGGCUCGGAUCAUCUACGAGGACUACAUCUCUAUUCUCUCGCCUAAAGAGGUCUGCCUUCGCUUUAUUUCACUGUUACUAAAAUGGGUUGAGAUUGAGAUUUUAUGUCCAGAGAAAGACGAGGUUCAAAAUCUUAUGUAUGUAUGAAUCUAAAGCUUGCAACCAGUUUUACACAAACAGCUGAAUGAGGCAAAGUGUUAACAUUGUACUCUGCACUUUCCUGACAUGUUGGAACUGGUUUCUUUAUCUGCCCGAAAACCUUUAAGCGUUGAGACAUAAAUUUGCCAUCUUACAAGCAAUUACAGGCUUGACUUACUGCCCAGCUCUGAGCAGUUAAACCAGGCAAACAGCCAAGCCUGCUGAAAGUUAACUAUCCCUGACGAAUAAUAUGUCAGAGCAUAACCUGUUGUGAUAAAGAUAAUUGUCUUACAGUUCUUUUUAAAGGAUCUGAGACAAAAGAUGUAAAAGAAAUAAUAUUAGAGGUGAUUUGAGUUGAAUUUUGUCAUCUUUAGACUGCUGAUGGUCAAGAAUAUACUGUCAAUUGUCAAAGCUAUCCCUUGUUAAUUGGAAAAUGUCCACAAACUAUUCUUGCUCAUUCGUCCCUCUUCUUGACCACCAGGUGAGCCUCGACUCCCGUGUGCGAGAGACGAUCAACAGGAACAUGCAGGAGCCCACCUUGCACACGUUUGACGAUGCCCAACUUCAGAUCUACACACUAAUGCAAAGAGACUCAUAUCCGCGCUAUAUGAACUCCCCAGCCUACAAAAACCUGCUCAACACUCUGUCAGAGCAGUCCCCUGAAUCUUAG